AUGACUACUCCAUUAAGGCUAGUCUUGCCUCCUCUUGGCCUCACCAGUGCCACCACCACACCCAUUGCCUCCUUUUCAUUUUCUCCCUCCAAACUCCCAAUUCUGUUCCAUUUUCUCACUUCCCCCAGUCCGAAUUCCUCCAACCCCUUCAUUUUCUCCCCUUCUCUUGCUCUCCAUAGAUGUUUCCCAGAGAAAAGAUCCACUCUUUCGUCAAGGCAGAUGUGGCUUUGUGGAUAUAUGAGAAGAGAUCAGGACAUGGAUAGUUCAAGAAAUGAUGAGGUGAAUGGGGUGCAUAUGUUUGGUUCUGAUGAUGAGGUGUUCACUCAAGUUCCAACCCAAGCCCAAUCUGUUGUGGAAGGAUCAGGGUCAUUGCUGGUAUCAGGGUAUAAACCAGUCACUGAUAUGGAUUAUCUGCAGGAGUUAUUGGCCAUUCAACAAGAAGGGCCAAGAGCUAUUGGCUUCUUUGGGACACGAAAUAUGGGAUUCCUGCAUCAAGAACUUAUCGAGAUCCUGAGCUAUGCUAUGGUUAUAACUGAAAACCACAUUUAUACAUCAGGAGCAUCUGGGACGAAUGCGGCUGUUAUAAGAGGUGCUUUGAGAGCAGAGAAACCAGAACUGCUUACUGUAAUCUUGCCUCAGAGUUUGAAAAAGCAACCUCCCGAAAGCCAGGAACUGCUGUCUAAAGUGCAGAAUGUGAUAGAGAAGCCUCACAAUGAUCACCUUCAUCUGAUAGAAGCCAGCAGGUUGUGUAACCUUGACAUCAUUACUUGUGUACAGCAAGUCAUUUGCUUUGCCUUCCAUGACAGCAAGUUGCUGAUGGAAACAUGUCAAGAGGCCAGAAACCUCCGAAAAAUUGUGACUCUCUUCUACCUGGAUUGAGAACCAAUGCGCUCCUCUGCUCGAUACAUCAAUUUCCAUACACAGAGACGAAGAAAGGUGUUCUCUUUGUUGCUUUGUUCGGUUUUGUAUGUAAAUUAGGAGCCAUCUUUCUUUGGAGAUUGUUUCAAUUUGUCUGUAAAUGUAGGAACCAUCUUUAUAUUGCAGAUUGUGUUAGUGACAAAGAGGGCCCAUUAGCUCUUCUUCCUAUCAUUGGGGGGGAUAAAGAUAGUGGUUUAAUUUAAAAGGAAAGGAAGGAAAUCUUAGAAAUGUGUUCAUACUAUGAUGCAUUCAUAUCAUAGUAGAUGUGAUAUUUAAUAAUUACAUGACACCCUUUUUUUCCUGGCCCUGGAGUGUAGCUUAGUGGAAGUGACCUUUGGCAAUGAAUCAGAGAUCUCGAGUUUAUAUUGAAGUGGGUCUAGGAUACAAGGAUAGAAGGUUGGGUUCAUAUCAUCAAGGAUUUGCUUCGCUAGUAGUUGAGAUUAAUACCUGGUUGGGGUGGAUUCUUGUUGGAUGAUUACAUGGCAUGGUUAUGAAGGGCAUCACCAAAUAGGGUCUUAUCAUAAAUGUCUUUGAUUUUACGUAGGUAUUUUAUUUAGGGUUUGAUUUUCAUAAGGUUGCUCGACUUUAUUUUCAUUUUCUAGUCAUUUUAUUAUUAUUUGGCUAUUGAUAUAUAGAUAUAUAU
This is a messenger RNA of Vitis riparia (riverbank grape), 1561 nucleotides long. RefSeq lists its product as uncharacterized. The record is from RefSeq and is a predicted model, not a curated record. The transcript has 6 exons. NCBI's taxonomy places the organism in Eukaryota, Viridiplantae, Streptophyta, Magnoliopsida, Vitales, Vitaceae. Bases 1 to 879 code for a protein of 292 amino acids. Gene Ontology annotation, molecular function: S-adenosylmethionine-dependent methyltransferase activity.